Molecule: messenger RNA, 1311 nt
Organism: Exophiala dermatitidis NIH/UT8656
Lineage: Eukaryota; Fungi; Ascomycota; Eurotiomycetes; Chaetothyriales; Herpotrichiellaceae
Product: ornithine decarboxylase
Exons: 2
Coding region: 1-1311 (436 amino acids)
Cellular component (GO): cytoplasm
Molecular function (GO): ornithine decarboxylase activity
Source: RefSeq, a predicted model, not a curated record
AUGGUUAUGGCACCUUCUGCUAUCGCCAUUGACGACAAAGAAACCACCAUCUUGAACGACAGUAAAGUCGACUUUAUCGACCAUAAUCAUGGCGUCGAAUCCGAUGUGACUGGCUUUGCCUCAAAGGCUCUCAUCCAAAAGGUCCUCAAGGAGCAAAUUGCACGUGUCAACGUCGACACCUGCGAACCAGGGGAGGAAGAUGCCUUCUAUGUGGCGGACCUAGGGGAAGUCUACCGCCAACACCUCCGCUGGAAACUCAACCUCGCUCGUGUCAAGCCAUUUUACGCCGUCAAAUGUAACCCGGAUCCCGAGGUGCUCCGCCUUUUGGCCAAGAUGGGCACCGGCUUCGACUGUGCCUCCCGGGCCGAGAUCGACCUUGUGCUUGGCUUGGGCAUCGCACCUAGCCGCAUCAUCUAUGCUCAACCCUGCAAGACCAAGUCAUAUUUACGACAUGCUCGCAAGCUCGGAGUCACCCAAAUGACUUUUGACAAUUCAGACGAGCUCCGAAAGAUCAAGGAAUGCUUCCCGGAAGCGGAGUUGGUGCUCCGGAUCUUGACCGAUGAUUCGGCCAGUCUAUGCCGCUUCAGUGCAAAGUAUGGUGCCAGCCUGGAAGACGCAGCAGAACUUCUCCAGCUCGCCCGCGACCUCGACCUCAAUAUCGUUGGGGUGAGUUUCCAUGUUGGUUCCGGCGCCAGCGACCCGGGCUCCUUUGGGAAAGCCGUUAAAGAUGCCCGCCACGUUUUUAAUCAGGCAGCUGAGCUUGGCUACGACCUCAAGAUGCUCGAUGUGGGUGGCGGCUUUGUGGAUGAGACGUUUGAACUGUUUGCGGCCAAUCUGAAUGAAGCGCUGGAGGAGCAUUUCCCACACAAUGUUUCUAUCAUUGCCGAGCCUGGCCGCUACUAUGUCGCGACGGCCUUCACGCUGGCAACACAUGUGAUAGCCAGGCGCGAGGUGUCUGUUGAUGGCGAAGGUGGAAAAGGGUACAUGCUUUAUCUGAACGAUGGUGUCUAUGGCAACUUCUCCAACAUCAUCUUUGAUCAUCAGCAUCCUGUCCCGCAAAUCCUCUCCGCCGCGGCUGGCGGUGACAAGAUGACGGAAUAUUCCAUCUGGGGUCCGACUUGUGACGGUAUUGAUGUGAUUGCCGACCGCUACUUUUUGCCUGGAGUGGUCGACAUCGGCGACUGGUUGUUCUUUGAGAACAUGGGAGCUUACACAAAGUGCUCGGCCACCAGAUUCAAUGGGUUCAAGGAUGAUCACGAGGUGAUUUACAUUUCUAGCGAACCUGGAGCGUCGGCACUUCUCGGAUAUUGA